AUGUCACGUGGGCAGCCGCAGCAAGUCAUCGAGUCGUCGGAGGUGGAGAAGAAGGGUUCCAUGGUGCAGCUGCACGUGGUGGUCGUGUGCUCCAUCGUAGGCUUCGUCGGCCUCGUCCUCGUCAUCCUGGGCGUUGCCAGCGAGGCCUCCACCGUGCAGAUCCCCGAGCUGGAAUCCGACGGCUUCAACGUCAAGUGCGUGUACCAGACCACGCCGGCGCUAGGCUGCGGCAUCACGGCGGCACUGCUCGCGCUUGCGGCUCAGAUCGCCGUCACCACCACCAGCCUUCUUUGCGGGUGCUGCCGCACAUGGGAGCUCCCCAGCGGAGCAAGGCGCAUCGUCGGCAUCGUCAUUUCCGUCGUCUCAUGGUUCAUUGUGCUUAUAGUGGUGGCACUGUUCAUCGCGGGCGCUGCCAUGAACACGGACCAAAAGAGGGACCGCACCACCGACAAGAAGUGCCCCGUCGACCCGGGCAGCGCGUUGUUCGCUGCGGCGACGGUCUUCUCUCUCGUAGCCACCGGCUUGCAGAUCGCCUCGUAUGUCCUGCUGGCGCCUGCGAAAGGCUCCACGAAACCGCUAGCCACGCAGCAGCAGCCGGAGGUGGCCAUGGGGCAGCCGGUGAAGCUGCAGCCGCGGCAGGAUGCUGAUGAUGAGGUGGUCGCCGGUGGUGACCCGCCGCCGCCUUCAGCUCCUCCGUUGCCUCAAGCCACAGAACCUACGAGCAAAGUUUGA
This is a messenger RNA of Panicum virgatum (switchgrass), 732 nucleotides long. RefSeq lists its product as uncharacterized. The record is from RefSeq and is a predicted model, not a curated record. The transcript is spliced from 2 exons. The coding region runs from base 1 to 732 and encodes 243 amino acids. Lineage: Eukaryota; Viridiplantae; Streptophyta; Magnoliopsida; Poales; Poaceae.